AUGUCUGGAGUGCAUGAGGUGUUUGUGGAGUCAAGUGUUCGAGGUUAUCACGCAUACUUUAAAUAUUCGACUGUACGUGUAGGGGAUCUCAUGAUGUGUGAAAUUGAAGAAGACAAUCCCCAUGACAAAUAUGCUGUGGCAGUGAAGAAUGAAUCUGGUCAAACUGUGGGUCAUAUACCUAUUGAGAUUUCGAAGAUUAUGAACAAGUUUAUUCGUGACUGUGGAGAGGUUGAGGUGGAGUGCAUUGGACACAGAUAUAAUGUUGGCCAAGGAAAAGGACUCGAGAUUCCUGUGGACUAUAGGCUGAUUGGGAAUCAGCAGUAUCUACAGACAGUAGUGAGAAGGCUGAAAAGAAAAGAUCUGGAUCUCAAUAUCAGUGACAUUAAGAAAUGUGACACAGAGUAA
Molecule: messenger RNA, 405 nt
Organism: Porites evermanni
Lineage: Eukaryota; Metazoa; Cnidaria; Anthozoa; Scleractinia; Poritidae
Source: the annotation of a GenBank genome assembly